Carassius carassius (crucian carp) is the source of this 1401-nucleotide messenger RNA. RefSeq lists its product as uncharacterized. Bases 391 to 1401 code for a protein of 336 amino acids. The transcript is spliced from 7 exons. NCBI's taxonomy places the organism in Eukaryota, Metazoa, Chordata, Actinopteri, Cypriniformes, Cyprinidae. The record is from RefSeq and is a predicted model, not a curated record.
UCUGCAAGUCUGCAAAAUCAGAAAAAUGGAUAUUUCUUGUUCACAUGCAAAGGUUCUGGAACAUGCACACCCCAAAGUCGAAGGGCCAAAGGAUGUAAGGCCUAUGUUUCCUUUAAAAAGAGGACAGACUGGCUCAACAAACUUGUUAUAGUUGAAAGGAUUUACAGCAUUCAUUCAGGACAUGACCCAACAAGUUCUUCUGAGGGACACUCAGAAAAAAUUAAUCAAGAGUUAGUCAAGAAUAUUCAAGAUUUAAUAUCUCUAGGUGUUAAGCCAGAUACAAUUCUUUUAAAAUCACAUGAAUGGUCAAAGGAACAAGGGCAUACUGAUCUCAACAACCGAGCAUAUUUUGUUACCCCAAAAGACAUUGAAAAUAUUCGGACAUGUACGAUGCGAAAAAAUCAGCAACACAAAGAUGAUGCCAAUAGUACAACACAACUUCUUGAGGGCGCUUUCAGAGACUCUGUUAUUUUUUAUCAGCCUUACAGUCCACAAACAGAUCUUGUCAUAGUUUUACAAACACCAUCAAUGAGAGACAGUCUUCAAGAAUAUGGAAGAGAUAUUGUUCUUAUGGAUGCAACACAUGACGUCAACCAGUAUGGCGUUCCUUUAUUUACAUUAGUUGUCAGGGACAGUCAUGGUCAUGGCAUACCCAUUGCCUAUAUCAUCUUGGGAAAUGAAAAGCAGGCCAUGCUUCAGCUGGCACUGGAAAAGCUGAAACCAACAUUUUCUGUACCUCCAAGGUGCUUUAUGGUUGAUAAAGACCAGGCUGAAAUCAAUGCUAUCCGUAAGGUGUUCAACGAGUCAGAUGUUCUCCUUUGUUGGUACCAUGUAACCCAAGCAGUAACACGUUGGCUGUCAAGAUCUGAAUCUGGUGUGAGUGGACCUGAAAAGGCAGAUUCGAGAGCGCACAUUAUGCAGUUAAUGUCGGAGCUGAAAUCCUGUUCCACGGAACAUGAAUUCAAGAAAAAAGCUGAGAUGUUUCAUUGCCAGUUUAAGAACUUAAAAGAUGUCUGCAAGUACUUUAGGAACCACUGGGAGCCAAUUGGUCCUCUGUGGUCUAACUUUGGAAGAUGUUAUAAGCAUGGAGACUCUGAAACAAACAAUCUAAUAGAACGCUUCUUCCACCGUUUAAAAUACCAAUUCCUCUGUGGCAUCCGGAAUCGUAGAUUGGAUCAUUUGAUUGAUGUGCUAUUGAACAAGACUGACAAGUACUUCAACAUAAUACAGGAUUUGCAGUCUGCUGGGAGAGUCUUUAACCCUCUGGAAUGUAAAAUGGAAGAAAUAAAGAAGUCUGCUCAGAGGAUGCUAGACAACGGUUGGGCCACAGCAGUUACUGCAGCUUCAACAGAAACAUACAUAUACAAUGAUACUCCGUCUGUAUCGCCUCAGCCCGCUUAG